Messenger RNA from Larimichthys crocea (large yellow croaker), 2236 nucleotides. It is a transcript of the gene gabrb1, whose product is annotated as gamma-aminobutyric acid type A receptor subunit beta1. Lineage: Eukaryota; Metazoa; Chordata; Actinopteri; Sciaenidae. Bases 681 to 2117 code for a protein of 478 amino acids. The transcript is spliced from 9 exons. Gene Ontology annotation, molecular function: extracellular ligand-gated monoatomic ion channel activity; GABA-A receptor activity. The record is from RefSeq and is a predicted model, not a curated record. Gene Ontology annotation, biological process: monoatomic ion transmembrane transport. Gene Ontology annotation, cellular component: membrane.
CCCGCACAGCGUAUCUUAUCUGGCCUCUCAUCAGUUAGUCGUGCGUUGCCUUUUCUAAUGCGUUUUUCUGGGAUUUUAAACAAUUAAUUAAGCCGGUGUGCAGCCCGUGACGCGAGCUGAAUGGGUUCCGCUGGCUGGCGGAGCCCCGAAAAUGCGCAGCUCCUCUCUCUCUCUCUCUCUCUCUCUCUCUCUCUCUCUCUCUCUCCCUCUCUCCUCCGUCUUACUAAGGUGACCGGCGGAGCCGCGCUCACUGCUCAUUAUUUAACGGCUUCAAAUUGAGCGGCAGCGGGAAGACGAGCUUGGCGCAGAUCUGCUCCGGACACUGUUGUGACUGCUGGAAUAAGCUGAGAGGGGGCUACCCGGAGGGAGGGGGGGAGGGGGGUUCUGUUUUAUUGACAUCUGGAAGUGCCGGCGGGAGGACUGUAUGUGCCGCUUCAUGCGCCAGCCCUCAGUCUUCAGGUGAAGCCUCCGCACACCUACAGGCUGCGUGUUUUUUUUUCUCUUUUCUUUUUUUUUUUUCUCCCCUUUAUUUUUAUCCAAGUUCGGUUUGUCUCACCUUCGCCGCUGACGCUUGGAUGUUGGUAAAACGACGCGCAUGCGUUGCUUUUGGAAUAAUUUUGCAGCCUAAGUUGCAUCCCUGAGAUCUUGUGUCAAAGUCGUUGGCAGGAUCGGAGUUAGUGAUGUGGAGUAAUCUGGACCGCGGACGCUGGGGGAUCUGCUGCUUGUCCCUGCUGGCGACUGUAGUCUGCGGGGCGCAGAGUGCCAACGAACCUAGCAACAUGUCAUACGUGAAAGCCACCGUGGACAAGCUGCUGAAGGGCUAUGACAUCCGUCUGCGGCCUGAUUUUGGAGGCGCCCCUGUGGAUGUAGGCAUGAGCAUAGACAUCGCCAGUAUUGACAUGGUGUCUGAAGUCAACAUGGACUACACCAUCACCAUGUACUUCCAACAGUCCUGGAGAGACAAGCGCCUUUCCUACACUGGCAUUCCUCUCAACCUCACCCUGGACAACCGGGUGGCAGAUCAGCUGUGGGUCCCUGACACCUACUUUAUUAAUGACAAGAAGUCCUUUGUCCACGGGGUGACAGUGAAGAACCGGAUGAUUAGACUUCACCCGGAUGGAACCGUGCUCUAUGGUCUCAGGAUCACCACGACAGCUGCCUGUAUGAUGGACCUGCGCAGAUACCCGCUGGACGAGCAAAACUGCACCUUGGAGAUCGAGAGCUACGGAUACACCACUGAUGACAUUGAGUUCUACUGGCAAGGAGGUAGCAACAGAGGCUCAGUGACCGGGGUGGAGAACAUCGAACUGCCCCAGUUCUCCAUCAUAGACUACCAAACCCUCUCCAAGAAAGCUGUGUUUGCCACAGGUUCGUAUCCACGUCUGUCUCUGAGCUUUAAGCUGAAGAGAAACAUUGGCUAUUUCAUCCUGCAAACCUACAUGCCCUCCACCCUGAUUACCAUCCUGUCCUGGGUCUCCUUUUGGAUCAACUAUGAUGCCUCGGCUGCAAGAGUGGCCUUAGGUAUAACCACUGUACUGACCAUGACCACCAUCAAUACCCACCUUAGGGAGACACUACCCAAGAUCCCAUAUGUCAAAGCCAUUGACAUUUACCUCAUGGGUUGCUUUGUCUUUGUCUUUUUGGCCCUGUUGGAGUACGCCUUUGUCAACUACAUCUUUUUUGGCCGAGGUCCUCAUCUGCAGAAGAAGGUAGCAGAAAAGGCUGCCAAAUCCAACAACGAGAAUAAAAGCAGACUGGAGAGCAACAGAGUGCAGGUUGACCCUCACGGAAACAUUCUCCUAACCAACCUAACCAGUGAGAUGGGUGGAGCAGAUAUGAUGGGGGCUCUCAAUGACCCACGGGCUACAAUGUUCUCCUAUGAUAGUGCCAGCAUACAGUACCGCAAGCCCAUGACCAGCCGAGACCUGUACGGACGACCAGCCCUUGACCGGCCAAUGGGCAACAAGAAGGGCCGCUUGCGGAGGAGGGCCUCGCAGCUCAAAGUCAAGAUCCCUGACCUCACGGAUGUCAACGCCAUAGACAAAUGGUCCCGUGUCGUCUUUCCAAUCGCAUUUACCUUCUUCAACUUGGUCUACUGGCUUUACUAUGUCCACUAGGGUGGCAGUAUCAAGCCUGUGUGGCUGCACAACUGCUUACGAUUUCUCAGAAAAGCUACCUAGGUCUUGUACAGUGAUGGAAAUAGAAGAGCGUUCAGUCAGUUUGUAUAAAUCCUGUU